AUGACAGACGACGAGUUUCCCCUUGAGGGGAGCCUAGACGAGUUAAUUAACACUCCUACUUUAAAAUGGAUCUUUGUGGGGGGAAAAGGCGGCGUCGGCAAGACAACCACAAGCUGCGCCAUAGCGACGAAGCUUGCAGAGAAGAGAGAAUCAGUGCUGCUGCUGUCCACUGACCCCGCCCACAACCUCAGCGACGCCCUCACCCAAAAGUUCAGCAGCACUCCAACCCUAGUUAAGGGUUUUAGCAAUCUCUACGCCAUGGAAAUCGACUCGAAACCCCACGAAGCCACGGAGUUCAAUUUAAAUGCUUCAAAAGAGGCAAAUGACUUCGCCAAAUUUCUUCCGGAAAUUAUCCACGCGGUUCCCGGCAUUGACGAGGCCCUUUCUUUCGCCGAAUUGAUGCAGUAG
Messenger RNA from Eimeria tenella, 408 nucleotides. Its product is annotated as ATPase ASNA1 homolog. Gene Ontology annotation, molecular function: ATP hydrolysis activity; ATP binding. NCBI's taxonomy places the organism in Eukaryota, Apicomplexa, Conoidasida, Eucoccidiorida, Eimeriidae. The transcript is spliced from 4 exons. The record is from RefSeq and is a predicted model, not a curated record. Gene Ontology annotation, cellular component: GET complex. Bases 1 to 408 code for a protein of 135 amino acids. Gene Ontology annotation, biological process: post-translational protein targeting to endoplasmic reticulum membrane.